UAUCAAGACACACUGUGCCCAAAAAGGCGAAGUCUUUCGUGCUCUUCCAUCGUCUCCUCCUCGUUGGCCAUGGCGAAGAUCAUCGAUGGGAAGGCCAUAGCGAAGGAUAUCCAUGGGGAGAUCGCCGAUGAAGUUCGAUCUCUCUUGGAGAAGUACGGGAAGGUGCCGGGGCUCGCGGUGGUGAUUGUUGGGAUGCGAAAGGAUUCGCAGAGCUAUGUGAGGAUGAAGCGUAAGGCUUGUGCCGAGGUGGGCAUCAAGUCCUUUGAUAUUGACCUUCCUGAAGAUGUCUCUGAGGAUGAAGUCAUUGCUACAGUUCAUCAGCUUAAUGCCAAUCCCGAUGUUCAUGGAAUACUGGUUCAGCUUCCCUUGCCGAAACACAUAAAUGAAGAGAAAGUCUUGAGUGAAAUCAGCAUUGAGAAAGAUGUUGAUGGAUUUCAUCCUUUGAAUAUUGGCAAGCUUGCAAUGAAAGGCAGGGAUCCUUUAUUUACACCAUGCACCCCAAAGGGAUGUCUUGAGCUUCUCUCACGGAGUGGAAUUAGUGUAAGAGGCAAAAGGGCUGUUGUAGUUGGCCGAAGCAAUAUAGUUGGAUUGCCAGUGGCAUUGCUGCUUCUGAAGGCUGAUGCAACUGUAACCAUUGUUCACUCCCGCACUCCUGAUUCUGAAAAGAUCAUUCAAGAAGCUGAUAUUGUUAUUGCAGCAGCUGGACAAGCAAUGAUGAUCAAGGGAGAUUGGCUAAAGCCUGGUGCCGCAGUCAUUGACGUCGGGACGAAUUCUGUCGAUGACCCAAGCAGGAAAACAGGCUAUAGACUUGUCGGGGAUGUAGAUUUCGAAGGCGCAAGUAAGGUGGCCGGAUGGUUGACUCCAGUUCCCGGAGGUGUUGGCCCGAUGACAGUCGCAAUGUUGCUCAAGAACACAUUGGAUGGUGCUAAACUUAAGAUCGCUCAGUGAAAACAUAUGCCAUGCAUUUACUUGAGGACAUUGUUGUUGUAAUCAACCCGUUUUGUUUGAUGAACACAAAAAUAAUAAGAUGUCACUAUUUUGUUUGAAAUAUUA
Messenger RNA from Dioscorea cayenensis subsp. rotundata (Guinea yam), 1053 nucleotides. RefSeq names its product bifunctional protein FolD 2. Gene Ontology annotation, biological process: tetrahydrofolate interconversion. The record is from RefSeq and is a predicted model, not a curated record. Gene Ontology annotation, cellular component: cytosol. Lineage: Eukaryota; Viridiplantae; Streptophyta; Magnoliopsida; Dioscoreales; Dioscoreaceae. The transcript has 5 exons. Gene Ontology annotation, molecular function: methenyltetrahydrofolate cyclohydrolase activity; methylenetetrahydrofolate dehydrogenase (NADP+) activity. The coding region runs from base 70 to 948 and encodes 292 amino acids.